This is a messenger RNA of Leptonychotes weddellii (Weddell seal), 1945 nucleotides long. It is a transcript of the gene FKBP7, whose product is annotated as FKBP prolyl isomerase 7. Gene Ontology annotation, molecular function: peptidyl-prolyl cis-trans isomerase activity; calcium ion binding. The record is from RefSeq and is a predicted model, not a curated record. NCBI's taxonomy places the organism in Eukaryota, Metazoa, Chordata, Mammalia, Carnivora, Phocidae.
UUUCAAGAACGUAAAAGAACUACCUAUUUAUGUUUCCUUCCUACCCUCCCCACAUUCAGUGGGCCCAAGAAAUUACCUCCUAGGAAGAUAUCUCUGUGUGCCGCUGCGAGUCCUCCGGCAAGGAACCGCGAGGGGCCCCAAGAACAGUCACCACGCUGACAAUUAACCUUAGAUAGCGACUACUUCAUUUAGAAUAUAAAACAUGGAACCAAACUUUGGAAUUUAUUUUAUUCUAGAAAUAAGGGCUUUCCUCUAGCUUUUAUGAUUUUAAGAAAUCCUGUUUGGAAAUAAUCAUCUUACAUAAUGACAAUAAUUCAGAUUUAUGAAAUGCUGCAGGCUUUAAGCAAAGCAGGCCCAGUGCUGCGGUUUUGCUUAGCAUAGCCGAGGUAGACGAGGUAGAACGAACUCUCUUCCUAGAACCUAAUCCAGGCCUGCGCUGAAGCUUUUCUGAUUUGGGUAAAAAGUCUUUGGGUAUUCACUGGGAAAUCAGGUGAAUUGGUGAAUGGGUCGAGAGGUUGUGUAAUAAGUCGAAUAUAGUUACAUGUUAAUGAUAGAAUCCAAGUGAUGGCUAGAAGGCCGCGGUGAUGGGGUAAUAAAAUUCAAUUUUUCUGUAUGUUUGAAAGUUUUUCAUACUAAAAUAUUGGGUGGGGUAAAGGCUGGUUUUGUGUCAAACUUGGUCAAAUUCCUGCUGUGCAUUAGCUGUGAGAUUGGAACAAAAGGCCCAAUACUCAAAUAACUUCAUUUUCUCAUCUGCGCACAGUGGAUGGUUACCAAUCUCGCAGAGCUGGAAACGCGAUCAUUACCAGCGAACCCUGAGGAAACCUUCUGUAAAAUAUGCGGAUUUAACGAGAAGCGGUGCAAGUGUUCCGUACUGCCUUAACGACUGAUGACAGCCAUCCAAAGCGCCGGGUACCAGAGGGACAGAACCCGGGCGGACAGACGAAAAUUCUGUGGCCGAGCGCGCAGCCGGAAGGGGGCGGGGCCAUAGGUCGGCCCGCCCCCGGCCCUUUGUGACGUGGAACAAUGCCCGCCACGCGUCGGAACUCAGCUGCUUUCGCAGCGUCUGGGCACAACUGACACGCGUGAAGGAACGCCGUGUCAUCUGAGGCCAACUUCAGGAAUCAUGCAGUUUCUCUUAAGAUUAAUCGUUUUCUUUUAUGUAUGGGGCAUUUUUACUGCUCAGGGACAAAAGGAAGAGGAGAGCACAGAGGAAGUGAAAAUAGAAGUUUUGCACCGUCCAGAAAACUGUUCUAAGACAAGCAAGAAGGGAGACCUGCUAAAUGCCCAUUACGACGGCUUCUUGGCUAAAGACGGUUCGAAAUUCUACUGCAGCCGGACACAAAAUGAAGGCCACCCCAAAUGGUUUGUUCUUGGUGUUGGGCAAGUCAUAAAAGGCCUAGACAUUGCGAUGAUGGAUAUGUGCCCUGGAGAGAAGCGGAAAGUGAUUAUACCCCCUUCAUUUGCAUAUGGAAAGGAAGGCUAUGAAGGCAAGAUUCCACCUGAUGCAACAUUGAUUUUUGAGAUUGAACUUUAUGCUGUGACCAAAGGACCACGAAGCAUUGAAACAUUUAAACAGAUAGACACGGACAAUGACAGGCAACUCUCUAAAACAGAGAUAAAUCACUACCUGAAAAGGGAAUUUGAAAAAGAUGACAAGCCACGUGACAAGUCAUAUCAGAAUGCAGUUUUAGAAGAUAUUUUUAAGAAGAAUGACCAUGAUGGUGAUGGCUUCAUUUCUUCCAAGGAAUACAAUGUAUAUCAACAUGAUGAACUAUAGUAUAUUUUUAUUUCUAAAUUGUCUUAACUACUUACUGUACUUUAUAUAUAAAACAAAGUCACUUUUCUAGAACUUGUAUUUUCUGUUUUCUUCCCAUGAGAACAUAUUUUGAUCCCCUCAAUACAUGUAAUUUUGACAUAAUAAAUGUGCAUUAUUUUGCAAAUUUAA